This is a messenger RNA of Andrographis paniculata, 3124 nucleotides long. RefSeq names its product putative disease resistance RPP13-like protein 1. Bases 227 to 3037 code for a protein of 936 amino acids. The record is from RefSeq and is a predicted model, not a curated record. Gene Ontology annotation, biological process: defense response to other organism. Gene Ontology annotation, molecular function: ADP binding; protein binding. Lineage: Eukaryota; Viridiplantae; Streptophyta; Magnoliopsida; Lamiales; Acanthaceae. The transcript has 2 exons.
UCCUUGAUCAAGUUAUCAUUCUUCUUCUUCUUCUGCAAUUUCUGCUAAAUACACAUCGCACGAAAUGCACCCCAAUUUCCCCAACUCUCUUCUUCUCAAUUUCUCCUAAUCCUAAUCUUACAUAUAUAUUUAUAUAUAUACAUAUGCUCAUUCGCAGCCUCAAUCCGAUCAGGUUCGUUUCCCUGCACUUGUGUCCAAUUACAGACAUAAGAAACCUCGCGCAGCCAUGACCGACGCAGUGAUAACAGUAAUCCUGACGCAAGUCGUCACGAUUCUGGACGAACAAAUCCGGCAAGAGAUCCGAUUAGUGACCGGCGUCGGGAAAGAGGUCAAGAAGCUCAAGACCGAGUUCGAGUCCAUCAAAGCCGUCCUCGUCGACGCCGAGAAGAGACGGGUCGAGGACGAAACCGUCAAGGUAUGGCUCGACAACAUCAAGGACGUUUCCUACGACACCGAGGAUGUCCUGUCCGAGUGGCUCACCGCUAUCCGCAAGGCUCAGAUCCAUGGCCUCCAAAACCCUUCCAAGAUUCAUUCCUUCCUCACUCUACCUUGCGUCGGUUUCAACAGAGUCGCCCAUCGUCGCGACAUAGCAAUCAAGAUAAAGAAAAUCAACGAGAGGCUCGCUUCGAUCGCUACCGACAGAUUAAGGUAUAAAUUCAACGUCAAAAUACCUCGCAAUGAAUACAUUGAUAGGAUUAGGACAACCUCAUAUGUAGACAUAUCUCAAGUCCAAGGUCGGGAGUUAGACAAGAGCACUCUAAUAGCCAAAUUGAUAUCUCCUAGGAAUAAAAAAACCAGUCUAAACAUAAUGUCCGUGAUCGGGUUAGGAGGCAUUGGCAAGACAACCUUAGCACAGGUAGCAUACAAUUCGAGCGAAGUUAUCCGAGAAUUCGAUUUGCGGAUUUGGGUGUGUGUGUUGGAGCAUUUCGAUGAGGUCCGAAUAGCGAAAGCCAUAUUAGAAGACGUGGAAGGGAGCGCACCGUAUUUGUUCGAGCUUGAAACAGCUGCGCGAAGAAUCAGACAGUGUAUACGAGGGAAGAAGUUCUUACUUGUGUUGGACGAUGUUUGGACAGAGGAUUUUAGGAAAUGGGAGCAGCUUUGGAACACUUUGAGCACGGGCAGUCCGGGCAGCGCCGUGCUCGUGACCACUAGAAGCGAGAGGGUUGCGAAAGCAAUGGGGAGUAGCUACGAUCUGCGGUUAGAGGAGUUAUCGAGGAAUGAUUCUUGGACAUUGUUUGAGAAAAUAGCGUUCCACGAACGGAGUAGGGAGGAGUGUAAGAGAUUCGAGGUUGUCGGAAGGCAGAUUUCGGACAAGUGCAAGGGGCGGCCCCUUACCGUUAGGACAAUAGCCAGUUUGAUGAGGUCGAAAACAUCCUUACAAGACUGGUCCGAGGUGUUGGCGAGCGAGAUUUGGGCGUUGAAGGAAGCCAAGGGGCUUUUCCCACCGUUGAUGCUGAGCUACGACGAUCUCCACCCGUCCCUGAAGCCGUGCUUUUUGUUCUGCGCUGUCUUUCCUAAGGAUCAUGUAAUAAAGGCGGACGAUCUGAUCAAGCUAUGGAUGGCGCAGGGGUAUCUCGAAUCGAGUGAUCCGAGUGUUGCGAUGGAGGAUUUAGGACACGAGUACCUCCAGAACUUGGCGAUGAGGUCGUUUUUCCAGGACAUGAAAACCGAGAAGGACGGGAAUAGGAUCGUAAGCGUGAAAAUGCACGAUAUGGUUCACGACUUCGCGCAUUACCUAACGAAGAACGAGUGCUCGAUUCUCGAAGUCACCUCUGAUUUAGAGCGAAAGAUCGAGUUAGGCCACGAAAGGGCGCGCCAUAUGACACUGAUACGAUCGGAAGACGGGCCUUUCCCUAAAGUCCCGAAUGUCGAACGCCUGUCGACGUAUUGGGUGCAGUCUUUUUACGAUUCGCCACCGAUCGUGAGCAAGGAUGACCGAGUCGAAGCCGAGUUCUUCGAUCGAUUGCCGCGUCUCAAGGCUCUCGAUUUGAGCCGUAACCGUAUAGGCGAACUUGCUAAAGAAAUCGGGAAUUUGGUACUGCUAAAGUUCCUAAACUUAUCCCACAAUCCGAUUCACGAGCUACCCGAUAGUCUCUGUGAGUUAUACAAUCUGCAGACGCUGAAGCUUUCCGCCUGCAGCCGAUUACGAAAGUUGCCGCAAGGAAUCGGGAAGCUCGUGAACUUAAGACAUGUCGAAAUUGAUCGAACGGACAGCCUCAAGACACUGCCUAAAGGGAUUGGUGAAAUGGAAUCGCUUCAGACACUAAGCAAGUUCGUCGUAGGUUGCGGGAAGGACACGAUAGGAGAAGCGACGUGCAAGAUCGCAGAUUUGAACAAGCUUAACGAUCUCCGAGGAUGUCUGAAGAUCGAAGGGCUGGGGUGCGUUACGAACGUCGACGAAGCUAAAACAGCUAAGCUCCACGAAAAGAGCUCGCUCGUCGACGUCGAGAUGAAUUUCAGCCCCGCGAACAAAAUUGAGCGGCAAGAGGAAGUGAUCGAGGCCCUCGAGCCGCAGAAAAACUUGCAGUGCUUACAGAUUAGUUCUUACAAAGGCUUGAAACUUCCGAAGUGGAUAAUGACAUUAACAGAUCUGCGGAAACUGUGUCUGAAGGACUGCCCGAGCUGCGCGGAUCUGCCGCCGCUGGGGAGGCUGCCGUCGUUGGAGACGCUCCACAUCGAAGGCAUGAGUAGUGUGAAGGUUCUUGGGAUCGAAUUCUUGGGAGUCGGCGCAGAGAAAUCGACGGCAUUCCCGAUGCUGAAGCAGCUGAAGAUGUUGAGAAUGGAGAGCUGGGAAGAGUGGAAGAUAAGUAGCGACAACGAGAGCGAGCGAUUCGAGAUGAUGCCACGCUUGCGCUGUCUGAAAAUCGUGCAUUGCGCGAAGCUGAAGGCGCUGCCGGUCGAUAUCCUGAGGAAGCGAUCGAUCGGAAAGCUGCGAAUCGAGCAGUGCAGCCGGCGGCUGGAGGAGGAUUAUUACAGAGAAACUGGCGUGGAGUUGAGCAAGAUUCCACACAUUGCCAAAAUCCGAGUUUGUUAUUGAGCGUGUGUAAUGUUAAUAUUUUACGAAAAUUGAAAAAUUGCAUUGUAUUGAUUUUCAAAAUAAAAGGUCGGACUCAAAUUUAAAUAA